Verticillium nonalfalfae is the source of this 1719-nucleotide messenger RNA. RefSeq lists its product as uncharacterized. Gene Ontology annotation, biological process: transmembrane transport. The record is from RefSeq and is a predicted model, not a curated record. Gene Ontology annotation, cellular component: endoplasmic reticulum; membrane. The coding region runs from base 1 to 1719 and encodes 572 amino acids. Lineage: Eukaryota; Fungi; Ascomycota; Sordariomycetes; Glomerellales; Plectosphaerellaceae. The transcript is spliced from 3 exons.
AUGGCACAACAAUACAUGGGCACGCCGACGUCCUGGCGCCUCGUCCAGAUGGCCCAGGACGCCUACGAGAUGCCGCUGCAACAGCUCGCAGCACCGCAACCCCACGACUCCCACCCUUCUCUCGGCCACCUGGUCCUCCUCGUCUUCGAGGCUGUUCUCGAAGUCGUGUGCGUCAGCUUGCCUGGCUACAUCGUCGCACGAUUGGGGCAUUUCGAUGCCGACAAGCAAAAGUUCCUCGCCAACCUCAAUGUUAUGCUCUUCACACCUUGCCUGAUCUUCACGAAGCUGGCCUCACAGCUGAACGCCGACAAGCUGGUUGAACUCGCAGUCAUCCCCGUCAUCUUUAUCGUCCAGACACUCGUUUCCUACGUCGUCGCCACCGGUGUUUCGCGAGCAUUCGGUUUCAACAAACGAGCGUCCAACUUCGUCACCGCCAUGGGCGUCUUUGGCAACUCCAACUCUCUGCCGAUUUCUCUCGUUCUGUCGCUGUCGCAGACGCUGAAGGGUCUCCACUGGGACAGGAUACCCGGCGAUAACGACGAUGAGGUGGGCGCUCGCGGCAUCCUCUAUCUCCUCAUCUUCCAGCAGCUCGGACAGUUGGUUCGGUGGAGCUGGGGUUACCACGUCCUCCUGGCGCCCAAGGACAAGUAUCCCGAAUAUCAGAAUGAGCGGGUCGAGGAGGGUCGCUACACGGAUGAGCAAGAUGCACGCGAGGCGGACGCGCUUCUGCCUGGCUUUGAAGGCGACACGGCUGCCAACUCUCGCUCGCCCUCGAGCAGCGAUCUGUCGCAAUACGAGCCCGGCGGUCGCACCCCCGUUGCCCACCAGUCCCAGAUCUCGUUGGUCGAUUCCGACACGGAUGACGAGAGCCGACCUUUCAUCGCGAAGAAGGCUGGUAAGCCUGUCGCAGCCGCGCCUCUGAACGGAAACCAAAGCGACGACCCCAUGCUCUCCUUCCCCCGCAUUCGUAGUGCCGAUGACAACGAGUCGCCUGAGGGCGUCGCCGGGUUCCCUGCCCGCGCCAAGAUGACAAUCAAGGACAAGCUGAGCGCAGCCAGGCAGACCGUGGCCGCCUUCUUCGCCAGGAUCUACACGAGCCUCCCUAACCCUAUCCGUGUCGUUCUCGCGGGUCUGGGUCGCUUCGGUGCCAAGGUCAACAACUUUAUCUGGGAGUUCAUGAACCCUCCUCUGUGGGCGAUGCUGUUCGCCGUCAUCGUCGCUUCUGUCCCGGCUCUGCAACAGCUCUUCUUCGAGGAAGGCUCUUUCGUCAAGAACAGCGUCACCAACGCCGUGCAGUCCAGCGGUAACGUGGCCGUACCUCUGAUCCUGGUCGUCCUCGGCGCCAACCUGGCCCGUAACACGCAGAAGAGCGAGAAGCAACGUGAUCCUGAGGAGGACAUUAUCGGCCAGAAGCUCCUCAUCGCUUCGCUCAUCUGCCGUAUGCUUCUCCCCACACUCAUCAUGGCCCCCAUCCUCGCUGUCUUCGCCAAGUACGUGCCCGUGAGCAUCCUUGACGAUCCCAUUUUCGUCAUCGUGUGCUUCCUCCUCACGGGUGCCCCGAGUGCCCUGCAGCUGGCCCAGAUUUGCCAGAUCAACGAGGUCUACGAGGGCGUUAUGUCGAAGAUUCUCUUCCAGAGCUACGUCAUUUGGAUCCUUCCCUCCACCCUCGUUCUUGUUAUGUGUGCCCUCGAGGUUGUCGAGUGGGCCCAGCUCGGCUAG